AUGUACUGGCUUGGGGCCCUCUCCUUCGUGGCCGCCGUUCAGGCCCAAGGAUUUUCAAUGAACAUGCUGCGGUUCGGCUGUUCGCAAGCAGUCAUCGACCGUAUCGAUCCACUUGUCGAACCGGGCAUGCUGCCAUCUUCACACGUCCAUCAAGUCGUCGGCGGCAACGCCUUCAACGCCACCAUGCCCUCCGGCCCCAACGCCGACAUCUCCAAGCUCGCCACCUGCACCUCGUGCAGUUUUUCCGAGGACUUCUCCAACUACUGGACCGCCAACGUCUACUUCCGCGCCCGCAACGGCACCUACAAGCGCGUCCCGCAAAUGGUCAACGACCAGAUCGGCGCCGCCAACGCCGGCAUCACCGUCUACUACACGGCGCCCGGCCCCAAGACCGUGACGGCCUUCAAGCCCGGCUUCCGCAUGUUUUCGGGCGACUCCAGCCGCCGCACCUCCCCCGGCUUCGGCAAGAACAUGCAAUCGUGCUUCCGGUGCUACACGGGCGCCAACUUUGGCGGCAACACGUACGCGCCUUGCCAGGACCCGCAGCGCGACACCGAGACGUUCCCUAAGCAGCCGUGCCCGGGCGGUAUACGGUCGAGCGUCAUCUUUCCUAUUUGCUGGGACGGCAAGAACCUCGAUUCGCCCUCGCACACGGAACACAUUGCCCAUCCGGUCUCGGGGCCAGCGCAGUUCGCUGUCGUGGGCGCCCAGUGCCCUUCUAGCCACCCGGUCAAGAUCCCGCAGGUGCACUACGAGAUCGUAUGGGACACGCGCCAGUUUAAUAACAAGGCGGACUGGCCUACCGAUGGCAGCCAGCCGUUUGUGUUGAGCAAUGGGGACACGACGGGGUACGGACAGCAUGGUGAUUACGUGUUUGGGUGGGAAGGAGAUAGGCUGCAGCAUGCGAUGGAUAAUCGAUGCUUUGGGCCGACGUGCAAUGGAUUGAAGACGCAGACGUUUGAUAAGGCGAAUCAGUGCACGGUGAAGAGCGUGGUGAAUGAGGAUACGGAUGGGUGGUUGGAGGCGUUGCCGGGUAUGGCGGAACAUCCGAUGAAGAAGUGA
Neurospora crassa OR74A is the source of this 1062-nucleotide messenger RNA. RefSeq lists its product as hypothetical. The record is from RefSeq and is a predicted model, not a curated record. Bases 1 to 1062 code for a protein of 353 amino acids. The transcript has 3 exons. Lineage: Eukaryota; Fungi; Ascomycota; Sordariomycetes; Sordariales; Sordariaceae.